UGCAGCAAGUCAUCAAUCCAGGUUAAAUGAAAAAUCUUGCGAAACGAGUGAGUGGGAGUGAAUGCGUGCAGAGGAAUCAAUGUUACCCCAAGGGCUGCAAGAUAUUCCUUCCUGUCUACACAGGCUGAUUGAUGGCGAUUGCCAGAAUAACUUUUACUCACACAUAUAAUCCAUUUAAUUAUUCCAGAUGGCAGCUUUGUGUUGUCAUAGAAGAUCUCUGUUUUGCGUUUGUGCUGAAACAUGUAUAAAGACGCGCUUGCUUAUUACACUUCACCAUUUUUUUUUUUUAAAUCACAUUGCUAAUACAAAUCUGUUUACGCCUCUUUUCAAUGCAAUGCAUUUCAAUGCGUUACGCACUAAGAACAAUGUAUCUUUGAUGGAGUCUCCCAUGUGACUGCAUUUGAACCAACAACCGCAAACUGCCUGCUUUGUCUAUCUAAAUGACAGCAUGGUUGAAUCCUCCCCGGUUUAUAGGUAUCACAUGCUUUACUAAUGACUAAUCUGGAAUAGUGUGAAUCAUAAAUGUGUGCCUGAUGAAAUAUAACUUCCUUUCACUACCAUCAUGAAAGCUCAGAGGCUUAGUCAUCAUUCAGCUGAUAAACUGUGGGAUUGAGGGAGCAACAGACAUUGAGACUAGAUUCAGGAGGAGAAAUUAAAAACAGACUGCCAGAGUGCAUGACUAAGACUAAGCCAGGGGAAGGCUGUGCAUUGAGUACUAAUAAAAAGAGGAGAAGAGGGGGAGUGCAUGCUGUCUAAUGAGGUAAAGGGGUGGGGAGCUUUAAAGAGAGCGGGGAGAGAUUGAACCGCCAGGACUUUCACUUUCAGUGAGCAAGCUGCCUCCACACUGUUGACUCCUUAAGAAGUAGCCUACAACAGAUCAAAUGUCUCGCUCACGUGCUGGAAUUAAAAGCUUCAAAGAAAACUGACUGAAAAGGAAGGAGGAAAGCUAGAGCAAACUAAAAUCUGGAUAUACAGGAAUAUCUUUUUGUCCAUCAGAGGUUUUUUCCAUUAGAAGACUGGGAAUUUCCAAGUGCCUGACUGGGAUUAAGCAAGAGAGGGUCCAAAUGGAGAGCAGCUGUGGGAUCCAGGAGAAAGUGCAGCAGUGAGAGGAAGAAGAGACCUUGGUUAGUAGCUUCUCAAAGACGCAGCUGGGAAACCCACUCAGACCUAGAUUCAUCCAUAACCUUCCUGCAGCUAUCUGUCGUGCAAAACGACUUGGUUAAGAAGAACAUGGGGAAUAUGGCCCACAUUGGCCGGUAGAAGCAUGUCACCAACAGUGCUGUUACUUCUAUCGAUUUUGACUGUUCAAGGAAGUGGGUGCGAUGAUUUUAUGAAGACGACGAUCCGAAAUCUUCAAGACUCUAUACGCAGCGAAGAAACGUCCGGAUUCCCAGAAGUGUUUCCAAAGAACUACGUCGUGUCUCACUAUUUCAACGACAGCGCGCUGUGCAAUGAGCCGUGUUGUGUGUUCAGUGCUGCUGCGUUCCUGUCUAAUUCCUGGAUUCAGCUUCUCCAGCAUCUCAGCAGAGUUCACCUCAAAUACAGGUUCAUCAGCGAGCUGAUUCUCACACUGGACAAGAUAGCAAAAGAGAAAAUUCCAGAUCGUCCCGAUAUCUCUGCUUUCCCAUCUGUUCAGUCAUCGCCUGAAGGUCUUCUCUCCUUCACUUCGUCCCUCUUCACCCGAUGGCUCAGUCUGGACUGUGCUUUUCAAGAGCAUCAAUGCAUCUUCCCCACACCUAGUGAAGAGGACCUAAAAAAUAUGCCAUCAGAGGAGGAAAACAAUGUGGAAAACCAGGAACCCGUGGAUGAGCAGUGGCCUGGGAUAGAAGGAGAGAAAGGUAAACGGCAGGUCAACCAGGGUCUGACUAACGGCUAUAGUCGGUCACUUUUCUCAAGUUACUCUCACUGGACCUUUUAUUUUCUAUGGAUAACAUCAAGUCUGAUCUGGUAAAGGGUGAGAAAUCUGUUUUAAACAUGCCACAAAACUUGCCCAAAAGGAGGCUUUACUUUGAACGGACAGCUAUUGUAAUUCACUGUUGCUUUAUACUGAUUAGCAUUUGUAUGAGAUUUCAGAGAAUUAGCUCUCUGGAUGUGGCUCAUGAUUUCUAGAUGCAUGUUGGAGAAAAAGGAUGUUCUGAAAGCAGACACAUGGCCAAUAUGACGUUCAUGUACAUGUAUGAUGUUUUUUUCUGCAUCAUGUCUUUGCACUGAUUGUUUCUAUCACUUAUCCAGUUUUCUGUCAUCUUAUACAGUGAAUUAUGUGUCAUCCGUGAUAAUUCAGGGUAAACCUGUUGACUGAAUGUUUUAACAUUGAAUGUAGUGAAAAAGUAAAGCAUACAUGAAGCCAAAAGUCUCUGCUUAUCGCUCGGUGUUCAAGAGGAAAAAACUACACUCAUUUACUACAGUAAAUCCAAGCCAUAUUAAAUAAUUCUGUGGCAUAGGAACCAGCUUAAUCAAGCUACUUUCUGAAAAAGACAUUUGCAAAAGGGUUACAUAAGUCAUGUUUACAAGUAUUGAUGUCUUGUCUUAGAGAAGGUUACUACAAGCAAUGUUUUACUCAAAUGAAUUUAACAAUCUGUCUGUUUUUGGUAUACAUGUGUUGUCUGUUUUUAAGUGUAGAUUUUUAUAUAUAAAUAAAAUCUUGAAAUCGG
Puntigrus tetrazona (Sumatra barb) is the source of this 2651-nucleotide messenger RNA. RefSeq lists its product as uncharacterized. Lineage: Eukaryota; Metazoa; Chordata; Actinopteri; Cypriniformes; Cyprinidae. The transcript is spliced from 5 exons. The record is from RefSeq and is a predicted model, not a curated record. Bases 1265 to 1951 code for a protein of 228 amino acids.